AUACACAGCUCAGAUUUAUUGCCUUUUCACCCCAAAGUACAACUCUGAGAACUGUCUUACAGUGGGACGUUUGAAGAGUCAAGACUUUUUCUUUAAAGUUAAAGAGGGAUAUUGAAAAUGUCUGAUUUAUCUGAUACCGAUCGAGAACGUAUCGGGAAACUAUUCAGCGAUUUAGAUAUAGAUAAAGACGGUCGUAUCAGUGUCGCUGAACUCAGUCGUGUCAUAAAAGGAAGCAAAGAUGAAACAGAUACUAAAAACAAAACAGCUAAAAAAAUUAUGACCAAAGGAGAUACGGACAAAGACGAAACACUUACAUUUCAAGAGUUUAUUUCUUACAUUCAUGACACUGAAACUCAUUUGAAACUCGCAUUUAAAGAAAUUGAUCAGAACAGUGAUGAUCGAAUAGACGCUAGCGAAAUCCAGUCAGCCAUGAAGAAACUUGGUGCUAAUGUGAGCGAAGCUGAUGCACAAAAGUUGCUUAAGCGUAUAGAUAAGGACGGUUCCUUAGACAUUGAUUAUAAAGAAUGGAGAGACUUUUUGCUAUUUAGCGGGACUUCAAAGAUUGAUGAAAUAUUUAGAUAUUGGAGACAUGCAUCAGCCAUUGACAUAGGUGAAAAUAUGUGUGUUCCGGAUGAUUUCACAGAAGAAGAAAAGAAGUCUGGAGAUGCUUGGAAAACAUUGGUCUCAGGAGGUAUUGCUGGUUGCAUCUCUAGAACUGUAACAGCGCCUUUGGACCGCAUUAAAUUAACAUGGCAAGCACUUGGAAGCAAAGCUUCCGAAGUAGGUUUAUUGGGGACAGUCAAUAAAAUGGUUAAAGAAGGUGGGGUAACAGCAUUAUGGCGUGGAAAUGGUGUUAACUGUUUAAAGAUUGCUCCAGAAUCAGCAAUUAAAUUUCAGGCUUAUGAAGUUUACAAGUGCUGGCUAAAUGAAUCAUUUGGUAGUAAUCCAGAUGGAAGUCUUCAAUUACAUACUAAAUUCUUAGCCGGUUCAUUGGCUGGUGCAACUUCCCAAAGUAUUAUAUAUCCUAUGGAGGUAUUGAAAACACGAAUGUGUUUACGCAAAAGUGGACAGUACUCGUCAAUAUUUGACUGUGCUCGAAAGUUAUAUCACAGUAAUGGUAUUACUAUAUUCUAUCGUGGCUAUGUGCCUAAUAUACUGGGUAUUCUACCGUAUGCUGGAAUAGAAUUGGCUAUGUUUGAAACAUUUAAACAAUCAUAUUCUAAAGCAUUUUUAUCAAAGGAUGAGAAGUCUCGAAAUAUACCUCCACCAGUUUAUGUUUCUGUUGUAGCCGGUGCUCUCUCAUCAUUAUGUGGUCAGUUAGGCACCUAUCCAUUGGCAUUGGUCCGGACAAAACUUCAGGCACAGUCAUCUUCAGAAAAAACUGGAUUAUUAAAGAUUGUCAAAAAUAUUGUGGAACAUGAAGGGGUGCCAGGUUUAUUUAGAGGAUUAGGACCAAAUAUUCUUAAAGUUCUACCGGCUGUUAGUGUUUCUUAUGCAUGUUACGAUCAAAUUAAAGCAUUUCUACAUGUUUCGAAAUAGAUCUCUAUUCUAUUUUAUUUGGCUGUAUAUUAGAUCCUGACCAUCCAUAAAAUAUAUUCGGAUUUCCGAAAACUUAUUUAUGUUAACUGUUUAAUUACUGGAUGCAAUUGCUCUUAUUUUUUUCUAAGAAUUCAUCUGUUUAUGUUUUAUAAGGAGAAAAAAAAGCUAAUUAAAUGUAAUAGACCAUAUUUUAUUUUUGAGUGAUCUAUACUUUAUCUUCUUUUAAUUUGAUGUUAUUGUUUCAAUAUUGAGAUUUCAAAUGAGCUUUGUGUUCUAUUUUAAUCCAUCAUUAUCAUCAUCUUUCUGAAUGUUUUUCUUUUCAUCAGUGACAAGCAAUGGAUAUAUUUUAUAUACACAAAUAUAGUAGUUUUCUGGCACUUACACAUUUACUUUUUUCUACGAUGUAUCAUUUUUCUUUUUCUCUACUGACGUUCAUCAUUUACUUCUGCAAUUGAUUUUUAAUAUAUCGCAUACAUCUUUAAGAUCACUCUUGUCAGCAUAAUGGAUUAUUUCAUAUAAAAUGUUCUUUUUGUUGUUGCUUAAAUCCGGAUAUUGAAUACACUUUUUAUAAUCUUUCCUACUUUAUAUAUCAUUCUAUAUAAAUCAAUUAGUUAUUUGGUUUUUACAGCUUUAAAAUGGAACAGAAGGACUAAAUCAAGAUAAAUUCUCAUUUUCAUAUGAUUACCUGAAUAGUUUUUCUAAUUUUUCAUCAUUUAGAGAUGUUGUCUCAUCACUGCUUUUAUUUACUUAUCAUUCUGAAGCCAUAAUGAGGUGGUGACUUUUGGUUUAAAACUCAGCUUUCAAUCAUAGUGUCGGCAUUUCAAUCGCCCCAACUGAUUGGCAUCACUAGCUGUUACACAAUGUAUGGUUCGAAGGCAAAUACAUAAAUAUAUAUGUGGUGAAUUAGUUACUGUUUCAUAUGUGGAUUUCUUCAUUCACACAGUGGUGUGUUUUAAUAAUAAUUAUUCAUAUUACUCCUAUAUUGUAUCUACUUCACUAUUAGGAACAACGACUGAAACAGUUUUGAAUUUCUUUUGGUAAUAUUUUAACCCAACUUUCUCAGACGGUAGUCAUAUCCUGAAAUUUUAACUAAGGGUUAAAACAGUUUCAUGCAAUGAAGUUGUACCACACUGUGUAAACAAACUCAGAAAUCCAAGAGUACAAAGUAAGAAGGUAAUUUAAAAAUGAAACUGAUAUUGUAAAUCCCAAACAGUUGGACCGGUAAAUAUAAGUUCAAAGUUGCUAAUUGCAGCUGUUAAUAUGACAUCAGAGAGAAAUGAAUGGCUUACUGAUUCAGCAAAUGGACAUGAAUCAGAGGUAAAGGUGUUUAAGUCAAUCUUUAAAGAUAACCUUGCAAGAUUAUUUCCUUAAUGGUUUAUCAAAUGAACAAUUUAUAGCUUCUUAUUUAUCAGAUAUCUUAUUGUAUCAUUCAUCUCAAGUCCUGUUUAGUCACUGACUUGUUUUUAUUUCACUAUUCAUAAUAGUGACCUCGUUUUCAGUGAUGUCAAGCUUUUUCUUAUUGAAUAACUAUUAGUCUUUUCUGUAUUCUUAUGGAUUUAAUAAAUUUAUCAGUCAAGGAUCUAUUUUUUGUUUCUUACUAACU
Molecule: messenger RNA, 3142 nt
Organism: Schistosoma rodhaini
Lineage: Eukaryota; Metazoa; Platyhelminthes; Trematoda; Strigeidida; Schistosomatidae
Source: the annotation of a GenBank genome assembly